CCUCGGCCGCCUCACGUGACCGUCGGGGGCGUGGCCAGCGCAGCGGCCAUGGCGGCGCACCUUAGCUCAGGCCGCGUCCCGCUGACGGCGCUCAGGGAAGCCGGUCGCCGCGAGCUGCGCGCCUUCCUCGACAAAUGCGCCGGAUCCAAGGCCAUUGUGUGGGAUGAGUAUCUUACUGGGCCCUUUGGAUUGAUUGCACAAUAUUCUCUUCUGAAGGAACAUGAGGUGGAGAAAAUGUUCACCCUUAAAGGAGGUCUCCUUCCACCGGCUGAUGUCAAGAACAUUAUUUUCUUUGUCAGGCCCAGAUUAGAGCUCAUGGACAUAAUUGCCGACAAUGUGCUCAGCGAAGAUAAAAUCCGCUGUCCACAGCGCGAUUUCCAUAUCUUGUUUGUGCCGCGUCGCAGUUUGUUAUGCGAGCAGCGCCUCAGAGAACUGGACGUGUUGCACUGUUUUGUUCACCGAGAGGAGUACAGCCUGGACCUCAUUCCCUUUGAUGGAGACCUCUUGUCCAUGGAGUCAGAAAACGCCUUUAAGGAGUGCUACUUAGAAAAUGACCAGACCAGCCUCUACCAUGCGGCAAAAGGUCUCAUGACGCUCCAGGCUCUCUACGGAACCAUCCCACUCAUCUUUGGAAAAGGGGAAUGUGCCAGGCAUGUGGCAAACAUGAUGAUCCGCAUGAAGAGGGAGUUUUCGGGGAUCCAGAACCCCAUUCUGCCCGUUUUCGAUACCCUUCUGCUGCUGGACCGCAACGUGGAUUUGAUAUCUCCUCUGGCUACCCAGCUGACCUACGAGGGCCUGAUUGAUGAAAUAUACGGAAUUCAGAACACCUACGUGAAACUUCCCCCCGAAAAGUUUGCCCCCAAGAAGCAGGGAGAGGCCGCUAAGGAGCUCCCCACCGAGGCCAAGAAGCUGCAGCUGAACUCCGCGGAGGAGCUGUACGCAGAGAUCCGCGACAAAAACUUCAACGCCGUGGGCAGCGUCUUGAGCAAGAAAGCCAAAGUCAUCUCGGCUGCUUUUGAGGAAAGGCACCAUGCCAAAACGGUGGGGGAGAUCAAGCAGUUCGUCUCACAGCUGCCACACAUGCAGGCCGCGAGAAGCUCUUUGGCGAACCACACCUCCAUCGCUGAGCUCAUCAAAGACAUCACCACCUCUGAAGACUUCUUCGAUAAUUUAACAGUGGAACAAGAAUUUAUGUCCGGCAUAGAUACCGAUAAGGUCAACAGUUACAUAGAAGAUUGUAUUGCCCAAAAGUAUCCCUUGAUUAAGAUACUGAGGCUCGUUUGCCUGCAGUCGGUGUGCAACAGUGGCUUAAAGCAAAAGAUGCUAGACCAUUACAAGAGAGAAAUCCUCCAGACUUACGGCUACGAACACAUCCUGACCUUAAAUAACCUAGAAAAGGCUGGACUUUUGAAGCCUCAGCUGGGCAGCCGGAAUAACUACCCCACCAUCCGGAAAACUUUGCGUUUAUGGAUGGACGACGUCAACGAACAGAACCCGAACGACAUCUCUUACGUCUACAGCGGUUACGCGCCUCUCAGCGUGCGCCUGGCACAGCUGCUUGCCCGGCCAGGUUGGCGAAGCAUCGAGGAAGUCCUAAAAUUACUUCCGGGCCCACACUUUGAGGAGAGGCAGCAGCUGCCAACCGGGCUCCAGAAGAAGCGUCAGCACGGAGAAAACCGCGUGACUCUCGUCUUCUUUCUGGGAGGCGUGACCUAUGCCGAAAUCGCAGCCUUCCGCUUCCUCUCUCAGAUGGAGGACGGGGGCACCGAAUACGUCAUCGCCACCACCAAGCUGAUCAACGGAACAAGCUGGGUCAAGUCUCUGAUGGAGAAGCUGGAGCCCCUACCCUUUUAGGAGAAGCAGGAACGGGCCCAGCAGGACUCGACCGACGUGGGAUCAGAGUCCCAGAGAAGAAGAAGUGGACUGAAGUGCAGCAAGGAAGAUGGCUUCUCAAACUGCUUUCUAACAAAUACGGACCCGGGAGGGAAGCUCAGCCUGGCGAUCUGCGUUUGCUUUGCUUCUGUGCGUCCUUCACAAGUGUCAUUCCUGGACUUUUUCUUAUGGUUUCUAAACCCUACUUUUUUAGUGUGCAUUCCACAGACUUUCGGGACGUUUUUCCUUAAUAUUUCCUCCUCCUUCCCAUUCUGUACUUCACUUGGUUUUUCUUCUUUCAGUCCACUGAUAAUCUUAAUUUUUCUCCCCAGACAGUUAAUCAUGUUGGUAGAUGAUGCUCUAACCAUAUUCCCUCUUGGGCUGCCCUUCUAAAGCUUGAAAGCCUGUAAAUCUGUAACAGAUCUGCCACUUAGGUUACACAGCUCUACCCCAACCCUUCUAUUUUGAUGGAAUUGGUUUCCUUGUUUCUCACCGUUUUCUAUGGCAAUCCUGGAAAUAUGGCUUUGCUGCCUAUUUUGAAAAAUCCUGCUCUCCUCAUUAAUAUCUCUUUAAAUGCUUACAGGUCCUCAAUACUGAACAAACUCUUUUGCACUGAACAUUGUUGUAAAUAGUGGGAGAAAAACACGAGAGUUAUUGUUUAAUCAAACCUCAUUCAGUUGCAAACAAAGAAGCAUGUUUAAAAAGUGCUGGAACAUUGCAUUUGAAAACCGAGAAGAUAAAUGUUAUAAAGACGCAAACACAGGCAUUUUCCAGCCUGAAUGUGUGUGUGACUGCUUUAUUGAACAUGUGCAGUUUCUACCAUAGUGGCAGUAGACUUUCUCCUUAUCAUUGUAAAAAUAUGAUUCGCAUUAAACAUCAUUAUUGCAAUA
Messenger RNA from Crotalus tigris (Tiger rattlesnake), 2762 nucleotides. RefSeq names its product VPS33A core subunit of CORVET and HOPS complexes (gene VPS33A). Bases 49 to 1854 code for a protein of 601 amino acids. NCBI's taxonomy places the organism in Eukaryota, Metazoa, Chordata, Lepidosauria, Squamata, Viperidae. The transcript is spliced from 13 exons. The record is from RefSeq and is a predicted model, not a curated record. Gene Ontology annotation, biological process: vesicle-mediated transport; intracellular protein transport. Gene Ontology annotation, cellular component: CORVET complex; lysosome.